This is a messenger RNA of Sphaerulina musiva SO2202, 3675 nucleotides long. RefSeq lists its product as uncharacterized. Lineage: Eukaryota; Fungi; Ascomycota; Dothideomycetes; Mycosphaerellales; Mycosphaerellaceae. The coding region runs from base 1 to 3675 and encodes 1224 amino acids. The transcript has a single exon. The record is from RefSeq and is a predicted model, not a curated record.
AUGGACGAGCUGCCUUUCUCAAAGCCGAGCAGCUCAGCACACCGCUUUGCACAUAAUGAUAAGAAUGGCCGGGGUUGGGGUCAGCUGGACAACAGCAAAGAAGAAAUCGCGGUCGCAGGAAACCCUACGCCGAGGGCUCAAUCUCGUUCGGCAUUUACUACCAACAGAAGCUCCAAAACUCCCUCGGUCAAUCUCAAAAAUCAAUUGCUGAACAGCGUCAAGCGGCCAGGGGAUCUGCCUGGAAGCAUUCCACAAAGCGAUGCAGCGAAGAGGCAAAAGCUGCCCAGCUCGCAAUUGCCACAACGGUCCAACGACAGCUCACUCCCUGUACGAGACACUCCUAGUGGGCCCUUCCAUUCUUCUUCCAAACUUUCCAACGCGUCUGCGGCCCCUAAGCCGAUGAAAAGUAUUUUCAUGGAGAUAUCUGAUGACUCGGACGACGACAAGGCAACGGAGCCUAUUUCGAGGCAACUCUCGCCUUUAAGAAGUUCACUUCCGGUCGCUCAUCGCAUUUUGGAAGUCAAUGGAGAGGCUGCAUUAGCUCGAAGUAAGUUUCUGAGACAACAAGCAGAGAACGCCAAGCUCGCGGACAAGCAUUUCAAACCUCCUACUUGGCCCACCGCAUCGAUAGCUCGACGCCAGACUGUAAAAAAAGAACAGUCGCCUCCGACGCCGAGUCGCAGGUCUCAGAAGUCCAAGCGGAAAGAUGUGCGCUCCAUAGCGCGACCGAAGCCUGAGGAAGUCAUCAGCCGCGAAUUGGAUGAAGAAGUCGCUCCAAUCACUCCGCUAACCAUGAGUCGCCAAAGGCAACCUCAAACGACAAAGCCUCAGCGCAUUGCGCGAGAGACACCCAAGACAUCAUUGUUCUCGUCAGAGGGCACAGACGGCCCUUCCACAUUCACUCAACGUCUUCAAGAAGUCAAGAAGGAGCACCCACUAGAGCCCGAGAUCCGGAGCCGGCGCCCUGUUCAGCAUAAAGUCGAGCUUGCUAACAGUGUUUCCACGAACUUCGAGACGGAGCAGAAUAAGCAGCAAAGACUGGGAUUCAAAACUGCAGAAGCGGCCUCACAGAAGCUGGAGCGAGAACGACAACAAAGUCUUCACCACGCCAGACUCGUAGUAGAACAGCAAAACAAGAAGAGGGAAGCUGAUGAACGCAUCAGACGCCAGCAAGAGGAGCGCGACCGUGCUCAGCGAGCAGAGGGCGCUAAGGCUCGUCUCGCUGAGCUCCAACGUCGUCGACAGCAAAACAUCGACAAACAACGUCUGGAAUAUGCAGAUCAGCAAAGGAACCGGGCCAUUGAUGAGCAACUUCGGGUCUCGCGAGAAGAGACCAGGAAGAAGAAGGCCGAGGUCGAGGUCGAGGCAGCGGCGAGGAAGGCUAAAGCGGACGCGGAAUUAGCGAGGAAGAAAGCCAGAGAUGAUGCGGAAAAGGAGGCUGCGCGUAUAAGACGUGCUGCACUUGCAGCGCAAGCACCGAUCCUUGAUGAGCAGGCACGGCGUGAUAGAGACGAGCGCAUUCGCCUGAAAAAAGAGCGCGCGAUUCGAAACAAACAGACUGAACGGGAAGAAGAAAUAGAAGACGAAGACGAGCCACAUGCUGCACCGAAGCCGAAGCCGAAGGGCCCGGCCGCCACAGUCCGCGAGGCACGCUUGACUGAAAAGCCGGCCGCCACAGAGGAUGUCGGAAAUCAUGAUAACAACGACGGACCAGCCGCAUACAGGCCAACACCGCACCUUUACGCUAAGCAACCAAUAUCUCUCCACAGCGCAGCUGGAUCCAACGCUCUUUCGAGCGGGUCCAGACCGAUGCAGCAGCCAUCUGGUAUCAAGCCUCGAGUAGUGCGCGAUAAGCAACGUCCACUUGGAGAAAUCCUUUUUGAAGAUGCAAAACUAUUGCAGUGGAGAGACACGGGAGAGAGCUGGUCGGCUAUCAGUACGAAGUUUGCAGAACUUACUGGCAAAAAGCGAGCUGAAGACACUCUUCGACGACGGUAUUCGACCGUCAGCAAAGCGCUCAGCGAGGCUCGAGUCGGGUCAGAGCUGAAGCGACGGAUGGUUGCUAACGAUGAGGAGGCCAGAAUGGAAGUCAAUGUUGCUGUGCACGGCGAGUGGCCAAUUGGCAGCACUGCGAAUACCAACGCUGCCAAUACUGUGCCAAUCAAGUCUGUCACGCCACAGGUCCUGGAGGUAGAGCCUGAAAAGGCAUCUCACGAAAAAGACAACAAAGCUAAACGAAGUAUCGACAAUGACCCACACCAUCAGUGGGUUCAGCCCCAAAAAGCAGCCCCGGCCACUGCGAUGGGAAGUAGUAACACUCUAACGACAGGAUCCGUACCGCCUGGCUUGAUCAAGGGAAGCCUUGGAGAGAUACUGCCGAUCGACGCACUGAUCAUUUGUUGGCGACGUGAGGGCAUGGGAUGGGCUCAGGUAGUGGAGAAAUACAGAGCCGCCACUGGCAUACGCAAAAGUGACUACAGGCUGAAGCUGCGGGUUGACGAAGUUGAACCAGCUGUAAACGAUGCAGUUGUAUUUCCCGAUGAACUCGAAGCGCUAUCCAGGGACGCACCAGGCGCGAGAGCCAAAGUGAACAAGAAAGUAUGGAAGACCUGGCCGCCUGUCCCAGAGCCAGUCUCGGAGCAAGACAUGGCUGUGGCCAAGCCCUUGGAUGAACCCGCAGCCAGACCCACGACUGGCGGCAAGACGAUUACUUGGGAUAUCCACAGCAAAUAUCUGGAAGAUCGAGAAGCAGCUGAUGCUGAGCUUUCCGACGUAGAGUCAGCAUCCGAGAUCGACGAAGACAACCCACAAGACAGCUAUUACUACUAUUAUCGAGUAUACCGUAGGGAAUACACGCUGGAGGAUGAAGAAGAUGGCAUUGGAAUCCAAGACGUCGAAUGGCGAGAGUGUAACGAAUUCGAGAAUCCGGACGAAGCUAACCAAGCGGCAGCCGCGGAAAUCAGCCAGCAAGUCCAAGGACGACCCAACUUCCAAGAAGGCCGAUACACACUGGAACAUAACUCCCACAACGGAUUCCAGCAUCUCACGCUCGUGAAUGCCGCCGUCGGCCAAUUAGACGUCAUCGUCAGUCCCGUCGUCCGUAUCCCCGAAGAGCGCAUCCUCCCCUCGUCCAAAGAGGGGUGGCUCCACAAUAGUCUCUACUACGUUAAACAAGCUAUUACACAUAUCAAGUAUACCGUCGACGAUGUACUUGGCGAAACGCAUACAGAGACGGUGAUUCGAGAAAAGGAGGUCGAAGGCACGCAUACUUCUUUUUUGGACCAGGCAAACUUACGCGCUGUAACGCACUUUGUCAAAUUGACUCGACCGAAAUCGGUGAAUCUGGAUCAGAAUAGUUUGGAGCAGGCGAAUCGGGUCGAAUGUUUGCUCGCGGAGCUGCGGGAUCGAGCUGACGCUGAAGUUGUGGGGGAGUCUGGGAGCGGGCAAGAGAUUAUGUUUCGUGGGGUACUUGACGACGACGACGACGGCGGCGGGGGCGGCGGCAGCGGGGGCGGCGGGGGCGGCGGCGAGGGCGGCGGCAAGGAGGAGAGUGUGGGUGGUCAGCAGGAGAAGAAUAACAAGAAGAAGAAGAAGGAGAAGAAGGAGAAAGUGGAGGUAUGGGUUGUGAGGACGCGGUUGACGGGACCGAGAAAUCUUUACAAGUUCAGUAAGUGA